UUGGUUAUUAAUACGGCGUGAAGGAAGGCAGCUGAAUAUUUGCUUGAGAUUCUAGCACGGAGCUGUGUCGGUAAAAUAUUCGUCAACUCAACUUCAAAAUGCGCGAAAUAGUCCAUCUUCAAGCUGGUCAGUGUGGAAAUCAAAUUGGAGCUAAGUUUUGGGAGGUUAUCUCAGACGAACAUGGUAUAGAUCCCACAGGAACCUAUCAUGGUGACUCCGAUCUUCAACUUGAAAGGAUCAAUGUCUACUACAACGAAGCAACAGGUGGCAAGUAUGUCCCACGAGCCAUUUUGGUUGACUUGGAACCAGGCACAAUGGAUUCUGUACGCUCUGGGCCAUUUGGCCAGGUUUUUAGGCCAGACAAUUUUGUCUUUGGUCAAAGUGGCGCCGGCAAUAAUUGGGCAAAAGGACACUAUACGGAAGGUGCAGAGCUUGUCGAUUCUGUACUCGACGUUGUCAGAAAAGAAUCGGAGAGCUGUGACUGUCUUCAAGGAUUCCAACUGACACAUUCACUUGGUGGCGGUACUGGAUCUGGUAUGGGCACUCUGCUCAUCUCAAAGAUCCGUGAAGAAUACCCAGACAGAAUUAUGAACACUUUCAGUGUUGUACCGUCCCCAAAAGUAUCAGACACUGUUGUUGAACCAUACAAUGCGACCCUUUCCGUACAUCAACUUGUAGAAAACACUGAUGAAACAUUCUGCAUCGACAACGAAGCUUUGUAUGACAUCUGCUUCAGAACACUUAAACUGACCACACCAACAUAUGGAGAUCUGAACCAUCUUGUCUCAGCUACCAUGAGUGGUGUCACCACCUGUCUCAGGUUCCCAGGACAGCUGAAUGCUGAUCUGAGGAAACUGGCAGUCAACAUGGUGCCAUUCCCACGAUUGCACUUCUUCAUGCCUGGCUUCGCUCCACUCACAAGCAGAGGCUCACAGCAGUACAGAGCCUUGACUGUGCCUGAACUGACUCAACAAAUGUUUGAUUCCAAGAACAUGAUGGCAGCCUGUGACCCACGUCAUGGACGAUACCUGACUGUUGCUGCCAUGUUCAGAGGCAGAAUGUCAAUGAAGGAAGUUGAUGAGCAAAUGUUGAAUGUCCAAAACAAGAACAGCUCAUACUUUGUUGAAUGGAUCCCAAACAACGUGAAGACUGCAGUUUGUGACAUUCCUCCACGUGGUCUGAAGAUGUCAGCCACAUUCAUUGGCAACAGCACAGCAAUCCAAGAACUAUUCAAGAGAAUCAGCGAACAAUUCACUGCUAUGUUCAGAAGAAAGGCUUUCUUGCAUUGGUACACUGGAGAAGGUAUGGAUGAAAUGGAAUUCACAGAAGCAGAAUCCAACAUGAAUGACUUGGUGUCUGAGUAUCAGCAGUACCAGGAAGCAUCUGCUGAGGAGGAGCCGGAGUUUGAAGAAGAAGAGGAAGAAGAGGCGUAAAAUGAAGAAUCUUCAGACAUGAAACACUCUUAUUUCUAUAAUUGUCUUGUUUCAAUAAAUCUUGAAUGGAUUUUUAACUGAAGUCUCGCUUCAAAUUGCUAGUACACAUUUUAUGAAUUCGCCAUCUGGAUAAAAGCUUAUUUUUUGGUAUGUAGGGUAUUCAGAUAAAAAAGUUAACUGAAUUGAAAGCUUGACCUGAAGGCUGCUUGUUAUUGUCUUCGAAGGUGAUCAUGUGUUCACCAAAAGACUGAGAGAAAUAAGUGUCAUGGCUUAAGCUCUUUUUAGGUAAUAGAUUACUUUUUGUUUUUCCACUCUGUCAUGGAUUGAUAAACAAAUUUGAGAUUUUUACAUAAUUAAGUUGGAAUGGAUGUUGGUUAGUUGCUUGAUGAAAUGUCUCGAAAUGCCAAUAUCAUCGAGCAUCUGUGCGCGAACAAGGGAUAUAUAAUUAGGAAUCUGAUUGUAUUUGAUGAAUCUGUAAACAUUUGUCAAUGUAGUAAUUAUCAGGAGAUUCCAUAGUCUAUAGAAAAAUUGUAGGCCAAAACAAACAUGCAAAUUAUCGAGUUAGCUUUAUCAUCUUUUCGGAUGCUUGCUCAUAGCAAUUACUUAAAGAAACAAAAGAUACAAUAUAUUUGUUCAUGGCUCUUUUCGUAAUUUUGAUAUCUUAUUAUCAAGCUUAGGUCUCUUGCUUGGCAAGCCUAUAUACUUGCAUUCGGAACGACGUCAUAUGUAUCUGGUUGUAAUCACAUAAUUCUUUAUUUAUAGAAACUAUUUAUAAGGACAUACCAUUCUUAUUCUUAUAUAUUUGGACAACAAUUGGUCUUG
This is a messenger RNA of Rhopilema esculentum, 2255 nucleotides long. Its product is annotated as tubulin beta-4B chain. Gene Ontology annotation, molecular function: GTP binding; GTPase activity; structural constituent of cytoskeleton. Gene Ontology annotation, biological process: microtubule-based process. The record is from RefSeq and is a predicted model, not a curated record. Gene Ontology annotation, cellular component: microtubule. Lineage: Eukaryota; Metazoa; Cnidaria; Scyphozoa; Rhizostomeae; Rhizostomatidae.